Molecule: messenger RNA, 978 nt
Organism: Adineta ricciae
Lineage: Eukaryota; Metazoa; Rotifera; Eurotatoria; Adinetida; Adinetidae
Source: the annotation of a GenBank genome assembly
AUGCGUCUGCGUCGAUAUCGACACUUGUUGAUAUAUUUGAUUUUUGCAUAUAUUUUGUUUUUCGUGAUUUGUUUUCGUGAAAAACUUCAAUUAACUACGACUCGAUCACCAUCAGUGACGACUUCUGAUACUCCAAAAAGUAAAGCUCAAAUCAUUAGAUCGGAACUCAUUUUCAAUGCUUCUACUCGCUAUCAACUUGAUCUUUCUAAUUGUUGGACUGAUCUCGAUUAUCAACAAUGGAAAGAUGGAAAAUAUUUUCCUGCAAGUAAACCCAAAGGUAAUAUUGUUUACAUGGUACAAACAGGCGAGAAGAAUCUACGAACUCGUUGUGAUAUAAUGAUGUGUACAUUCGGUGUUACGCUUCAUCCAUCGCGAUUGUUUUUCGUUGGAGAAACACCAUCGGAUAGUCGAUUGCCAGUUUAUGAUGUUGUCGAACCAAACACACCUCGACCGGUGGAUCGUAAAGGAAGUAUGCAGAAAGUAGCACAAGGUUUAGAUAUGAUCGUCAACAAACUCCGUGAAGGGGAUUAUAAUAAUGAAAUUGAAUGGAUUAUGGUUAUGGAUGAUGAUACAUUCAUUUCGCCACCUAAUUUGAAUUUAUUAGCUGCAGAAUAUGAUUCACAAAGACCGGUAAUGAUCGGUCAACAUACUUGUAAAGUUGGAUUUUGUGGUGGUGGUGGUUAUUUAAUUUCUCGGGCAUUAUUUGUUCAAUUACCAGCUUUCGUUAAGAAAUGUCGACCACAUGAUGAACUUUGGGAUAGUGAUCAGUUUGUACCAGAUUGUAUCAGGAGAAAAGUUCAAGUUGAAUUAAUCGACCGAAAAGAAUUUAAUUCGCAAAAUCCAGAAUUCUAUUCUACGCCAUUAGGUUUACAAGAUCACCCAAAUGGAUUUGGACGAGCAGUUACUUUUCAUUACAUGAAAACACCGAUGAAAUACGUGAAUCUAUGGAGACUUCAUCAGGCAUAUAUGAGAGAAUAA